Meloidogyne enterolobii is the source of this 311-nucleotide messenger RNA. NCBI's taxonomy places the organism in Eukaryota, Metazoa, Nematoda, Chromadorea, Rhabditida, Meloidogynidae. The record is from the annotation of a GenBank genome assembly.
UUUUUGUUCCAUUUUCUAUUCAAGCAAAAAUGCAUUUAUUAAAUUUAUUUUUGUUUAUUAUUGGAAUAUUUUUAAUUCAAAAUUUUGAAAAUUCUUUGGCCAAAACAACAGGGAAAACAUUAUCUCCCCCAAAAGGUGUUGUUAACGAGGAACAAGCAAAACAACAAAUUUGUCAAGGAAAUUUAUUAUUUUCUUUGUGUAUUUCACAGGCAUAUUCUGAAUGUGCUUGGUGUAAUGAUGGGAAUUUUAAAGGAAAAUACCGUUGCGAUACAAAAUCUUCACACAAAGGAAAAUGUAAAGAUUUACUAUAA